This is a messenger RNA of Ficedula albicollis (Collared flycatcher), 2141 nucleotides long. It is a transcript of the gene SDR42E1, whose product is annotated as short chain dehydrogenase/reductase family 42E, member 1. Gene Ontology annotation, biological process: steroid biosynthetic process. The transcript is spliced from 2 exons. Lineage: Eukaryota; Metazoa; Chordata; Aves; Passeriformes; Muscicapidae. The coding region runs from base 283 to 1503 and encodes 406 amino acids. Gene Ontology annotation, molecular function: 3-beta-hydroxy-Delta5-steroid dehydrogenase (NAD+) activity. The record is from RefSeq and is a predicted model, not a curated record.
CUUCGCAGCCAUUCCUCCUCUAGGAGCAGCCUCCCUUCGCAGCCAUCCCUCCUCUAGGAACAGCCUCCCUUCGCAGCCAUCCCUCCUCUGGGAACAGCCUCCCUUCGCAGCCAUUCCUCCUCUAGGAGCAGCCUCCCUUCGCAGCCAUCCCUCCUCUAGGAGCAGCCUCCCUUCCCUUCCCGGCUGCAUCUCCUGCAAGCGAGGGCUGCCCGCCCUAAAGCGUGGCCGAGCUCGGGAAGAAGGACGGGAACGGGCGCUGCUGCCCAAACGCGGGCUGGUUUAAUGUGUGUGCUUGCCGUGUGUUUUGUAGGUGCGAAAGGAAAGAGGAUGGAAGAAGGAAACGCUGCCAAGGAAAGAGUGCUCAUUACUGGAGGAGCAGGUUAUUUUGGCUUCCGUUUAGGUUGUGCCAUAUAUCAAAAGGGAGUCGAUGUGAUCCUCUUUGAUGUCGUGAAGCCACUUCAAACCGUGCCAGAGGGAAUAAAGUUCAUGCAGGGGGAUAUCUGUUGCCUGUCUGAAGUGGAAGAAGCUCUCAGAGAUGUAAUCUGCGUGUUCCAUAUCGCUUCCUAUGGCAUGUCUGGCAGGGAGCAGCUGAACCGAAAACUUAUAGAAGAUGUUAACGUGAAAGGAACAGAAAAUAUCAUCCAGGCCUGCAAGAGCAGGGGAGUGUCGAGCCUGGUUUAUACAAGUACCUACAACGUGAUAUUUGGAGGCCAGGUUAUAGAAAAUGGGGACGAGUCUCUGCCUUAUCUGCCUCUGCACCUUCACCCUGAUCACUACUCCCGAACGAAAUCUCUAGCUGAAAUGAAGGUGCUGGAGGCAAACGGAGCUGAGCUGGGAAAUGGCAGAGGUGUGCUGAGGACCUGUGCCCUCCGCCCAGCAGGGAUCUACGGGCCCGGGGAGCAGAGACACCUCCCGAGGAUAGUCAGCUACAUCGAAAGGGGACUGUUCAAAUUUGUCUAUGGAGACCCUCUGAGCCUGGUAGAGUUUGUACACGUGGACAACCUGGUCCAGGCUCACGUCCUUGCCUCCCAGGCCCUCAGAGCCAGCAAGCAGCACGUUGCUGCAGGCCAGGCCUAUUUUAUUUCUGAUGGCAGGCCUGUAAAUAACUUUGAGUUUUUCCGACCGCUAGUGGAAGGUUUGGGUUACAAGUUCCCAACCCGGCGCCUUCCCCUCUCCCUGGUCUAUUUUUUUGCAUUCCUUACUGAAAUAGUUCAUUUUGUUGUAGGGCGUGUUUAUAACUUCCAGCCCCUCCUCACUCGCACGGAGGUGUACAAAACUGGUGUCACCCAUUAUUUCAGCAUGGAGAAAGCCAGGAAGGAGCUGGGCUAUGAGCCCCAGCAGUACAGCCUGGAUGAAGUGGUGGAGUGGUUUAGAUCCCAGGGAUGUGGACCAAAGCCAAGGAAUUACACCAUGAUGCACCUGGUUAGGGAUGGAGCACUGCUUUUGGUGCUGAUUGCUGUGCUGGUCUCCUGGUUUCCAUCUGCAGCGACAUUUUCACUCUGAAAGAUGAAAUGCUGAGGACAGAAUUUAGUUAUGUUCUCUACUUGGUUUUGACAGACAGUUAAUAAAAGAUUUAAAAAAAAAUAUUUCCAGGAUUGAGGUAAAUAACAGCUUUAUCCCCAAGGAACAGAACUACUGAGUAAAAAGGUGUAAUUUUUUAUAUAUACUUUCUCUUCAAAGUAAAAUUGAUCAGAUCACUAACAAGAUGAAGCACAGUAUUACUACAAACAGCAUUUUAUUCCCAGGAACAACAGCACAAAACAGAGAAUGGAACAAAUGUCCUUAGGCUGACUCUUACUCCCUGAUGGGAUUAUACUCCUGAUCCCUGCCCUUUAUUCAUAGAGAGUUUGUGUUACAUGAUCCAGAGGAGAAUAAACUUACUCUGAUCACAUUCCAAACCCCACUUCUGCUUCCCAGCUUGGAUGUAUAUAUUCCUAACCAAGAUUAACUGAUAAACUGCUAGACAAUAAACAAAUGGGGUUUUUACAUGAAUCCAUUCUGGUAUGCUUUCCUGAGUUAACUCUGAUAUCUAAUGACAUUUCUGGAAAAUGCACCAUGCUUAAUCUAAAUUACAGGAAAGUGCUUGAAGCACCAAGAUUUGUAGAUUUUUCCAACAGUAAAAUAUACCUGUUUAAAAUCAA